CGAAGUAAUAUGAAUUGUCAAAAACUUAAGUACAUACUUCGGGGAUUAUUAGAUAACCAAAAUAUUGACACCUUAGAUUUUAGCCACUGCAAAAUUGCUGAUGACGGGGCAUCUUCCAUCGCAAAAUCCAUAUCAAAAAGGGACAAAAUUCGAAGUUUGAUUCUUGCUGAUAACAUUUUCGGUCCUGUAGGAAUUGAAUAUAUAUCACAAGUUCUGAACCAUACAAGCUGUGGACUACGGACAUUAGACUUAAGACUAAAUAAUAAACUUGGAUCUGAAGGAAUAGCUCAAUUAGCUGUUGCUAUAGCAAGAGGGUGUAAUCUGACUUCAUUAAAUAUUUCAGGUUGUGGUAUAAAACCUCAUGCAUUAUUAAAACCACCAGCUGGUGUAUGGUCUGCUAUAAAUGCUGAUAAUCCACCAACAUGUGGAGACCUACUCGCUAGAGCAAUCGGCUUAGUGAAAACGCCCUUGAGAUCCUUAGAUAUAAGCAUUAAUAACAUUGGGACGCCCAGUGAUAACGCCUUAUCAAAUGCAAUUUGUUUGAGUUACCUAGUUGACAUUAACUUAAAGAGAUCCGGAAUGGGAUCUAUGGCUAUGGCUAUUGCUGAAUCAGCAGCCGCAGCUCAAAGAUUGCGGAGAGAAGCAGAGAAAGGAAUCCGUUUCAGGCGAAGUGCUGGACGUCUAGUUCAGGCUCGGAGAGUUGUUAAAGGAAUGAAUAUAGAUGCUGACCCAUUACUACUAGCUCAACAGUUGUCUGCUCGGCCCUCUAUAGUAUCCGUUGCUUCAGAGGAAGGAGUUUUUAAUAUUCAAACUCAACCUCUUUCAACAGAUUUUAGUUUUGUACCUUCACAAAAAAGCCCUCGACGAUCAUCGCGUGAAUCAUCGGUUACUGGUUUAUCGACAUCAAGAAGAUCUAGUCAUCACAUUAUUUUUGAACCGGCACAAGAAGUUCUUCGAGCAACUUUGGUGCGGCGAAAAUCUGAUGGCUCACUUUUACAACCCAGGGCAGAACAUUCGGAACGUCAUAUUAAAAUUUUUGUAUCAAAUGAAAAUAGAGGCAAAGAUCCUUACAAUUAG
Danaus plexippus (monarch butterfly) is the source of this 1077-nucleotide messenger RNA. RefSeq lists its product as uncharacterized. Bases 10 to 1077 code for a protein of 355 amino acids. The record is from RefSeq and is a predicted model, not a curated record. Gene Ontology annotation, molecular function: protein binding. The transcript has 8 exons. NCBI's taxonomy places the organism in Eukaryota, Metazoa, Arthropoda, Insecta, Lepidoptera, Nymphalidae.